Molecule: messenger RNA, 1339 nt
Organism: Musca vetustissima
Lineage: Eukaryota; Metazoa; Arthropoda; Insecta; Diptera; Muscidae
Exons: 8
Coding region: 2-1339 (445 amino acids)
Biological process (GO): regulation of transcription by RNA polymerase II
Molecular function (GO): DNA-binding transcription factor activity, RNA polymerase II-specific; RNA polymerase II cis-regulatory region sequence-specific DNA binding
Source: RefSeq, a predicted model, not a curated record
AAUGCUGUCGCCAGAUUUACAUCACCAAGAGGAGGUGAAUUCGGCCUUAGAUCGUCAGAUACGCAAGGACAUACAAGAUAUGGCUCAGGAGGCCCAAAUCCAAGCACAAAUUAUUUCGCACGAAGCAAGAGAACGAUAUCAGUCGACCUCUAGUGUUGAAGAUGAUGGACAUGGAAAUAUGGGCCACGACGGUGCCGUUACAGUUCUGGGAGUGGUGGAGGAAGACGACCAACAUGAAACGAUAGUGGAGGAAGACGUUUCGGAACAUGAUAUGUCCGAUAUACAUGAAACUAAAGAAUACAAAGACAUUCUUAUGGACUCACAAGACGGAAGUAUGCUUCGCAAAAGAAGAGGAAAUCUUCCGAAACAUUCCGUUAAGAUACUUAAACGAUGGCUAUACGAACACCGAUACAAUGCGUAUCCGAGCGAUGCUGAAAAAUUCACUCUAUCACAAGAAGCCAAUUUAACUGUGUUGCAGGUAUGUAAUUGGUUUAUAAAUGCACGGAGGCGCAUUUUGCCCGAAAUGAUUAGACGUGAAGGAAAUGACCCAUUGCACUUUACAAUUUCGCGCAGAGGUAAAAAACUUAACUCAUCCAUGAAUUCGACGGGAAGCCUUAACAUAUCAGGAAAUGCGCCAAAUCCUAUUACCGGCAGUCCGGCAUCAGAAGUGAUUGUUGGAGCUACUGAGGAGGUGGAAGGCGAGGAAGUUCAUGAUGGAGUAGCUAACGUGUUAACAGCAUUGGGCCAUUUUGUACAAACACCAGGAGGGCAAAUGGUGAAAGUAGAACCAGAUAUAGAAUACGACGAUAGUGUUAUUUAUAGGUCGGAGGACGACAGUGUAAACGAAUAUGAUACCUGCGAAGCUCAAAGUGGAGAAGAGGGAAAAUUCGAAAAUUCCGACGCUUGGCAAUCGGUAAUGAAUACUGAAGAAGUGACAACAAGCAGUCCAGCGGCAGCGAACAACACAUACUGGUCAUCAUCACACUCUAAUUUGUCGCAUGGCCGUCCUGCCGAAAGGACACCCACAGGUGGUGUGGUUUUGCAACAACAAUCAACAAGUGUCCUUCUACCGAGUGGAGAGGUUAUUGGUCCUGAAGUAUCUGGUGUUGGUGCUGAAGCUACGAUAAUGACGUCAAAUAAUGCCGCUAAUCAAAUCAACAACCUUACAUUAAACCAUAACGAUUUUAUUUCGAAUAAUGGAAUUAGCCACAUAUUUAAAGGUGUUUCUAAUAACAUAAUAGACAAAUUCAAAUGUUUGUACCUGCUGGUGGAGACUGCAGUUGCAAUGCGCCAACGAGAAAAUGAUCCAGAAGACGACAUACAUGUGCUGGGCGAUUGA